GUCGAGGUCUAAGUGGUGAGGUUUGAACUACUGUUCGGUUGUGCACUUAUCACCAUGGUUGACACUCGCAGUGGGAAGAGCACCAUGCCGUAUAGCAAGGCCCAACAGGAGCAGGCCGCCGCCAUCCUCAGAGAGAGAAAAAAGAAGAAGGAGCUCCUUAAGCAGGCAAAGAUGAAGAUGAUAGCCGAGGAGCAGGCGGCGAAGAAAAAGAUGUUGGAGGAGGAGAUGAAAAGGUUGCAGCAAGAAGAGGAGGAGAAGAUGAGAGCUGCAGUAGAAGAAGAGGUUAAAGGGGAGAAAGAGCAGCUGGAAGAAGAGCCCCUUAGAAGGAGAAGACUGGGGGAAGGGGAAGGAAGCAGUGGUACGAAGGAAGAUGAUCCGUGGGUGGAGAAGAGGAUAAGUGAGUGGGUGGCUAAUUUGUCACUGGGAGAAGACGAAGAGGCGAUGCUCUAUAUACCUCAGGAGGAGAAGGAAGCAGCAAUCAGGGAGAUCGAGGCAACGAGCGAUCCCCUAGAACGUCAGGCCAUAGAGAAUGAGAAGAGGUUGGACUGGAAGUUGCGACUGGCAAGGGAGAAGAAGAGGAGGACGGAGGAAGCCAACACGAUUGCUAGAGAGGUGGAAAGUCUACAGACGUGUAGACAGGAAGUAGAGGCCCAGCCUGAUGUUCAGGCUAAGUUAGAUAAGAUCCUUGGGAGCAUCGAGCUCCCAGGUGGCGGGGGCAUUACGGAGACCGAACGGCAUGACGGUAAACUCGUAGUGUCCGAAAUGAGAACGGAAAGCGGUCUUGGGCUGGUCCUCCUCAGCUACGCAGAUCUGGUGAUAUCCACUACGAAGAUCGAUCUUCGUGAAGAAAUGGUGGCCAGCGAGGUGGUCAAACAGAUCAUCUGCGCGGGGCAUGGGAUAGUUGUUUUUGACCGUAUAGUGGUUGAGACUGCGGUAGUCAAUACAGAGAGGAAGGGUGUCGUCCUUCUUGCGAUCGAAAAGGACAGGGGCACUCCAUGGGGAAGUACUCGGUUUAAUGAAGCCCUGACGAAGCAACUCCUCAAGUUGGCGCUUGAGUUCCUGGGCUUCGGGAAUCGAAAGGCGAUAUGGGGCGCGACUCUGAAUGCGAUAGUUGGGCUCGAGAUAGAUUUGGUGCUCGAUAUCGCGCAUGGGAGGAAUACUGUUGUAGGAGACCGAUGGUGGGAAAACAUCGCGACACUCGCGAAGGAGAGCACCAAUGCUAGGCGGCAAGGAAGAAAGAAGGGGGUCAAAUUCCUUGAUGAAAGGGGCGACAGGCUGUGUCGCAAGGUUGGGAGGCAGGGGUUGACCUCCUUGGAGCUGGCGGAUGUGAUCAUGGGCCAGGAUCCCAACAUCAAACUCAUCAAGAUCAAUAAAGUAACAGGCUGUGGUCUCGGUAUGCUGCACGUCAUGACGGAGCGUGUUGCAGAGAGUGCCGAGCUGUCUACUGACGACGACGACGGCGACGGGAAGAGAGAGAGGGACAGGCCAGGGUCCGAUUUGCACGGAUUGCAUGGGAUUACUCGGCACUGCACGGGUUACGAGAAACCAGCGAUUGAUGACAAAGACGUUGUUCGCUGGAUAGAAGAAGAGCACCGUGCCGUCUGCCAAGAGGACGACAGCGCUGCGCCUCGGGUGAACAUAGAAGUCCUGGCUAUGGCAUUUAUGGAUGCAGCGGCUAACAAGGUAAUGAAGAUGGUGCCAACCAUAGCCAGGUUACAGGAGCCCCGACCAACCCUCCCGUGGGUGACAGACGAGGCGCGAGACAUAGGGUCUGUGUUGGAGGCCGGCAGAGCUCUUCUACCGGUCAACAGUGGCGCCGUUGCCGGGGAAGGCUGCCUCUCGGGACUUUGGUCCACCUGUAACCGCGGGAAUGUGAGAGGUUUGGGAGAAGAGGGCGACUGGAGCAGAGCAGACAAGGGAGAGCCAGCCGAUAGUGAUCGGGAUGAGCAGAUGAUGGUAGUACCCAUGGGAUGGACUAAUAGCGUAGCGGUCUUCCAAAGAGCGAUGGUAGCCGUCCUGGGAGAGCUAAUACCGAACCUGGCAGAGGUCUUCCUGGAUGACUUUCCAAUCAAAGGACCCUAUGAGAAGGACGAGACUGAGAUAAGACCUGGAGUAAGGAAGUUUGUCGCUACCCACGCUGAAGAUAUUAAGAAGGUGUUAGUGAAGUUGGAGGACGCUAAUCUGACAGUAAGCGGAACCAAAAGUAGAUGGGCAGUGUCUUCCAUAAAGAUACUAGGCUACAUCUGCGACAUGGAUGGUAGAAGGCCGGAUCCCGCGAAGUUAGAGAAGCUUAUGAACUGGCCUACUCCGCUACGGCAUAUUACCGAUAUACGUCAGUUUCUGGGGGUGGUUGGAUUCUGGAAGAACUUUAUUAAGGGCUAUGCUGGGAAGGCCGAACCACUAAGAAGGCUCUUGCGCAAAGGAGUGGAAUGGAGAUGGACGAGUGAGCAGGAGAAUACUUUGCGAGCUCUAAAGGAUGAAUUUAAAGAAGGGGGACAAGUUCUUGGUGUCCCUUACUUUGAGGAUGAGGAGAAGCGACCAUUUGUGGUAUGCACGGAUGCAGGACCUGCCUCCGUUGGGGGAGUCUUAGCUCAGAAAGACCAGGAGGGUCAUGAGAGACCUCUCAGAUUUGAGAGUAAGACCCUAAACACCACUGAAAGGAACUAUUCCCAGUUUAAGAAAGAGAUCCUCGGGGUGCUACACUGCUUGAAUGUCUUUCGACAUUAUAUUUACGGUCGAAGAUUCGUACUACGGGUCGACCCAAUGGCGGUGGCGGCCGUCUUACAGAAAGACUUUUCGUUGACUGAUCCCACAAUUACUAGGUGGCUCAUGCAUAUAAGAAUGUUUGACUAUGUAGUGGAGCGGAUAUCAGGGGCUAAGAAUUCGGUUGCAGAUGGCUUAUCGCGAAUUCCGUUAGACGAUGGGAACCUAGGGUCGCCUAGUGGGGUCGACAAGUUCUUACAAAUGGAGAUAGGCUCUCUAAAAGUGGAGCCUAGUGCGGGCAGGACUCCUCUGUUCCUUGAGAACCUCUAUACAGGAAAGUACCACCAGAUAGGGCGGUACCUCAUGGGGGAGGCUGAGAUGGAUAACAAGGUUAGGAAGGAGACUCAACAGUAUUGCCUGAGAGCAGGGCACCUCUUUAAGAGGCCGCCUAAGAACGGGAUGCCGAUGAGGGUCGUCUGUGAUGAGGAUGAGCAAAGAGACAUAAUAGCGGAGCUUCACGACGACGUCGUUGGUGGACACAGAGGAGUGAAGGGAACUUUUAAAAAGGUCAGGAAUCUCUAUUGGUGGGAUGGUCUAUAUAGGGACGUGGAAUCAUACUGUCUUACGUGCGUGGAAUGUCAAAAAAGGGUUGUGGUCAAAUAUAAGGAGCCCCUGUUCCCCUCGUAUCCUACAGCGGUAGGUCAGAAAGUUCACGUGGACUUAGUUACGAUGCCCAAGGGAGAAGGGGGAAUGAAUUAUAUCAUUGAUAUUAGGGACGACUUGACCGGAUUUGUAGAGGCAUGGCCACUACGUAAGAAAACUGGCAAGGCUGUUAGUGGGUAUCUGACGGAGUAUAUCACGCGUGAAGCACAGUGGAGAUGGAGUCGACAUCAUCACCAUCUUCUUCAGCAUGUGAGGAGUUGCCGGUUCCAUUUGUCUACUUCCUGCACCAAUUUAGGAACAGAUGAUGUCAAAUGUCAGGGAAGCAGCAAGUGGGGAGCAUGCAGACUGAGAGGAAGUCCCUCACCAGAAGGACGACCGGGUCGUCAAGCUUGGAGUUUCGUAGGAUCAGGCACACAGGACGUUUUACAAUGCAGCAGAGGGACGUUCAAAGUCAGCGUGCAGCAGGCUGAGGCUAAGAGUGCUGAAGAAUUUUCACCCAGUGAGGAUGAAUGCAAGGGGGUUACAGAGACUGGGCGGUUUUCUACAAGCGAUGAGGAGUACGCAGAGCGGCACGCUAUGAAUCGGAUCCUCCAUGACCAUUUAGAUAAUUUUGUCGUGGUAUACCUUGACGACAUUUUGAUCUUUAGUAAGUCUGCCGAGGAGCAUGCACAGCACGUUGAGACUGUACUUUCACUCCUGCGACAACACAAGUAUAAGGUCAACUUAGAGAAGUGUGAGUUUGGUCACACUAAGAUACUAUACUUGGGUCAUGAAGUAUCCACGGAGGGGAUUAGGGCGGAAGAUGCGAAGGUGGCUAGUAUUCGAGACUGGCCACGACCUCGGACAGUCACUGAGGUCAGAUCAUUCUUAGGAAUGUGCGGCUACUAUAGGAACUUCGUUAAAAACUAUUCUACAGUCGCCUCUCCUUUGAUUGAUCUAGCUCGACUUGACAUGCCGUGGGACAGGAGUGAUGAGUGUGAGGGUGCUUUCAAGAGAUUGAAGCAUGCACUCAUGAAUCAUGAGGUCCUCAUGGUUCCUGAUCCUCAGAAGCCAUUCAUAGUGACCACUGACGCAAGCCAAUAUGGCAUUGGCGUAGUGCUGGCUCAGCAGGAUGGGAAAAAGUUGAGACCGAUUAGGUACAUGAGGAAGAAGAUGUCAUCGAAGAAGUUGGCAAAGUCCACCUACGAAAGGGAACUCUAUGCUCUAUACAAAGCACUUGUCCAUUGGAGGCACUUCGUAUUGGGAAGGUUCUUCUACUUGAGGACUGAUCAUCAGACCCUCAAAUGGAUCAAGACUCAACCGACUCUUUCUGAUGCACUCAAGCGAUGGAUUGAGGUCAUAGACCAAUAUGACUUCAAGCUUGAGUAUCUGAAGGGAGAGUAUAACAAGGUUGCUGAUGCGCUAUCACGUAGAGCAGACUACCUAGGUGCACUAGUUUCUGACUUUGGCGUAUCUGAAGAAGUAACUCAAUCAUUGGUGGGAGCCUAUCAGGAAGACCCUCUCACGAUGGACAUCAUGCGCAAACUUCAGGCAAAAGACAAGGCCACGAAAAGACAGAGUGUUUCCAUGGAUUUCAUGGACACCCUCGUGACUAGUAAGAGUGGCAAGAGGCACAUCUUCGUCAUCAUCUAUCGAUUCACCAAGUACGCUAGACUAGUGGCUAUGCUAGAGACCGCAAGAACUGACUAUGUCAUCAAGUUGUUCAAAGACAACUGGGUGCGUGACUUUGGUUUACCAAAGUCAAUCGUUAGUGACCGAGAUGUCCGAUUCACAAGUGAGUUGUGGAAGAAGACUUCAGAACAGAUGGGCAGUCAACUUCAGAUGAAUUUUGGGAAUUAUCCCGGAGCCAACGGACAAGCCGAGCAAAUGAACAGAGUUGUACAGCACUUGCUGAGGCAUUACAUCAAGCCCAGCCAGGAUGAUUGGGAUGAGCAGUUGCCUCUCAUCGCCAGCCUGUACAACAACGCUGUCCACAGCAGUACCGGCGUUAGUCCUAAUCAACUUCACUUGGGAUGGAAGCCUAGAUCAGCAUUAGACUUCCUCCUACCUGAAAAACGACCUGCUGCAACUCCAGGCACACUUGAGUAUGGUGUGCAGUAUGAGAAGUUGCUGGAAGAAGCUGUCGAGCACAUGAAGAAAACUCCGCAAGCAAUGAUUGCUUAUGAGAAUCAACACCGUAGACAAUCCACAUUUCAGAUAGGGGAAAGUGUCUGGGUCAAGCCAGCUGCUCCAACAGAUACGUCCAGCGGGACGCAUCUGUUGCAGCUUCCAUCUCGGCUGCCUCUUGCCUUUUCAACUCUGCUAGCAAGUUCUGCUGUUGCAGCAACUUCUCCUUCAUCUCUUGAACACACUGCCGGGUCGCAGUCAGAGGAGGAGGGGGACUAGAGGAUUGUGGUUCCUCCUUCACCACCUGUCCCUGUGGCUACGACUCCGCACCUUGCUCAUACAUUUUCCCACAGACAAUCAAUAAGUUAAUUGAAC
Molecule: messenger RNA, 5847 nt
Organism: Chara braunii
Lineage: Eukaryota; Viridiplantae; Streptophyta; Charophyceae; Charales; Characeae
Source: the annotation of a GenBank genome assembly